Molecule: messenger RNA, 1808 nt
Organism: Cimex lectularius (bed bug)
Lineage: Eukaryota; Metazoa; Arthropoda; Insecta; Hemiptera; Cimicidae
Gene: kar
Product: monocarboxylate transporter 10
Exons: 8
Coding region: 59-1357 (432 amino acids)
Biological process (GO): transmembrane transport
Molecular function (GO): monocarboxylic acid transmembrane transporter activity
Source: RefSeq, a predicted model, not a curated record
GAGGGGCGAGGGUGAAUAAUCCACGCCGUCUUCACGCCGCUCGUAGCUCAGUACUACCAUGGCCGAAGAGGCGUUCGCUCACGCGGAGGGCGGCGCGCGGGCAUGGGCCGUGAUGAUGGGCUCUUUCCUUUGCAACGGCAUCAUCUUCGGCCUCAUCAACACUUACAGCGUCCUGUACGUACAACUUCAGGACGAAUUGAUCCAAGAACACGUACCGGACGCUUCAUCGAAAGCAGCAUUAGUCGGUUCAUUGGCAAUCGGGACGACGUUCUUCUUUUCACCUGUAGCCGGGAUAAUGACAGACAGGAUCGGUGUGAGGUUGACAACAUUGAUCGGUGGAUUCCUGGCAUCCCUCGGCCUUUUUCUUUCCUCAUUCCUCACACACAAUGUCGGUGCUCUGUACCUAACAUAUGGGGUGAUGUUUGGCGUUGGUGCUUCUCUCGCUUACACCCCUUCUUUGGUCAUACUUGGCCACUAUUUCCGAAAGUACCUCGGCCUUGUGAAUGGUUUUGUGACCAUGGGCAGCUCAGUUUUUACAAUGGUCAUGCCUUACCUCAUCCACAUGCUGCUUUUAAAGGUUGCACUUGCAAACACAAUCAGAUGUCUGAGCUUCCUUAUGGCAGGGUUGAUGCUAUGCGCACUUCUUUUCAAGCCACUUCCACAGGCCAAAAUAGAAAAAAAGAAGCUUGAAUCACUUUUGAACACUGACAUUUGGAGGAAUAAAAGAUACGUCAUCUGGGCACUUUUGAUUCCGUUAGCCCUUUUUGGGUAUUUUGUGCCUUAUGUUCACAUGGUUAAAUUUGUAAACGAAGGAUUCGAAGGUGAAGACGGCAAGCUUUUGGUCUUAUGCAUUGGCUGCACAUCAGGCAUAGGAAGGCUAGUUUUUGGAAAAAUUGCCGAUAUUCCAAACAUAGACAGAAUAUUCCUUCAACAGGUAUCUUUUGUUGUAAUUGGUACGUUGACGAUGUUGAUGACAGUAACAGACAAUUUUUACGUUUUACUGCUGAUUGCACUUGGGAUGGGCCUUUUUGACGGAUGUUUCAUUUCUCUACUUGGUCCGAUCGCAUUUGACAUCUGCGGCCAGUCUGGUGCAGGGCAGGCGAUUGGGUUUCUCCUGGGGUUCUGCUCAAUCCCACUGACUGUCGGACCUCCGUUAGCGGGCCUGAUCUACGACCACACUCAGUCGUAUACACUGCCAUUCUUGCUCGCCGGUAUUCCGCCAAUUGUCGGAGGCCUCGCCCUCUCGCUGGUGAGGUGUUUCAAAUUAGAAGAUAGAGAGGGAAUGAAGAUCGAUGUUGAAUGUGAAGUCAUGAACCCGUCGGCAGAAGUGUGCAGAAGCCUGACGAAAAAUUGUUGAAGUGAACUACGGCGACUGAAUCGAACAAGAAAACAAAAUUUUCCUCUCUUUGAUACAAGUAUUGUUAAUUUUAUUUUACAAAUAUAAUUUUAAGGAUAUAAAACAAAAAAAUAAUCUAGUAUUUUUGAUAGUUCUUGCCUAUUUUUUAGAUACAAUUGAACAAAGUUAUGUAAUUGUUCAGAAAUCGUGAGAUGCGGUCUGGUAUCAACAUGGCAUCUCACGAUUUCUGAAUAAUCAUCGAAUAACUGUCACUAAUCACCACACGUUAUAUAAUUUGUUAGUGACUUUUUGUAUACUGAUUAUAUAUCACUAGAUAACAGGGCCCUAGUUUUAUAUUUAGUAAACAAAUACUAUAGAGAGCCCAGAAGGUUAAAUUAAGUUUAAAAAUUCGACUAAAAAGUGAGUAUAUUUGUAUUAAAUCAUGUGUGUAUUUUUUAGAGCUGUCAGUUCU